ACAAACAAGGUGUGCAUGUUACAGAGAGCUAAGUCAAGUGAAGUGAAGGGUAUCGUUAUUUUGAGUGAACCUGGAACGCUUGAGGAUGAAUUUUCUUAGAGGAACAGGAAUAAAAGCCUGUCGAAAUUUGGCUCAGCUGCUGAAUGUUGUUCAGUCACAGAGUCAAGUCAGAUGCAUGAGGUGUGCCAGGCCAGUAGCCUUGAUGUUCUCCACUCCUCCACAACUGCAGCAUCCAAGAUAUCAGCACUCAGUGAGCUUCAAUGCCAGCUGGAGCACAAAUGACUUAUCUACAUGGCAGAAAAUGAAGUGGGACAUGGGGUUCUAUGGGAAGCUGCAAGUUCCCAACAGACGUCUCAAACUGUCAGGCUACAACCUGUACGUGUGCUGCACAGAUUUCAUCGACUUUCCAGAGUUUGUCAAAGAAACUGGGAUACCAGACACAUUCAACUCCUGGUUCUCGCUGCUACAGCUCCAUCUAUGGCUUGUGUAUGUGAAGCUGUCACAGAUGGGACCCGAGGGAUUCCUGCUAAAGAACCACAUGUACUCCUCCAUGUGGCACGGUGUGGAAAAACGCUUGGAAAAGUUUGAGGACAUGCUGGGAAGCGAACGUCGCAAAGCUGUGAAGAAUUUCUACAGUAUGAUGGUCUUGUCCAUUAUGCAUUAUGAUGAGGCCAUCCUUAGCUCGGACAAGCUGCUGGCCAAUGCAUUGUGGCUUCAGCUGUUUGGUCAGGACGCAGACGUUGCUCCAGACAAACUGGCUCUCAUGGUGGAAUAUAUUCGCAAACAGGUCCAAUAUCAUGACAGUCUAGACCCUUCUCAGCUGAUGCAGCCUGGGUACAUAAGCUUUCUCCCACUUCAUGGAGACCGACUGGACGUGGCAAAAGCUGACGCUGAUUUUCAAACUCUAACAAAGAAUAAAGAUAUAUACUGAAAUGUGGGGUAAAUAUGGUGCGUGUGUGUGUGUGUGUGUGUGUGUGUGUGUGUGUUUGUGUGUGUGUGUGUGAGAGAGAGAAAAAGAGAGAAAGAGGGAGAAAGGCAGAGAAAGGCAGAGAGAGAAGAAACAGAAAAGAGAGAGAUAGUAAAUGCUCUUGUGAUUGUGGUGUAUAUGUUGUAUGGCCAUUGCUUUAUAGCUGUAUGUGGGUAUGUGGGUAUGUCAUUGUAUGGAGAGGAACGAUUAAAAGUUAUGUCAAAGUAAAAUAUUUCGAUGCAAUCAGUGUGAAAGACUCUUUCUUGUAAGUUAUUCUGUACUUACUUGUUGUGAUUGUGUCAAAGUUGAGAUCGCAUACUUAUCACCUAAAAGAUGCUGCUCUAUUUCAUUGUGAAACUAAACCGUGUUUGGAUAUUGUAAAAGUUAAUAGGAAGAGAAGAUGCUUCUGUCACAAUAGAUUUGUUACCACCACCACCAUCCCCCCCCCCUUCCUCUGGAAAUUUUGUAAAUUACAAAUUUCAUUUGUGAGGCAUCGUGGUGAAUUCAGAUGCUUGUUGAAAUAAUGAAAUCUAAAAAUCUCUAUUUUUUAGAGCAGGUUUGGCAAUUUUAACAAAUUUUUCUUUUUUGUUCAACACCUUUUAUAUCCAUUCAAAAACAUAUUUCUGUGUGGAUUUUUACUGAAAACUCUUAAUUAAAGGAACACAGAAUAUAAAUUUUCGGUUUCCGAGGACCCUCAAGCCAAAAAAGUGACCAAAUUUUUGGCGGCCAUUUUCUUGCUAAUAUUAUGUCUGAAAUCAGACGCCCCCUACAUCUUUCAGUUGCAAAUAUCUCAAAUUUUAUUCCAGUCAGAUGGAAAUUUUUUUCACAGAAAGCAAGGCAAAUGAACAAGCUUUCAGAAAAUACCAAUAACUCCAUAUUUACUUACAAAUUUAUGAGGGCCUGAUUCCACCAAGUGGUGCCACAUUUGUGCAUAACGUCAUGGCAACCCAGUUGUGGCCCCAUAGAGAGUGGAGACCUGAUAUAUGCUUAGAAGGCUUUGAGUUGUAAGCAUCAAGUUUAUUUUACUGAUAAUUCUAUGACUCAUUUUUUCUAAAGCCUUUGGGGGGGGGGGGGGGGGUGUUUUUACUUGUGUUUUACUGUUUGUCAUGGGUGACUGUUUUGAUGCACAAUAUUUUGCUGCUGCUGUUCAUUAAGUAAAUAAACCCAAAGUCUAUCAUUUUAUCCUUGAA
Molecule: messenger RNA, 2157 nt
Organism: Aplysia californica (California sea hare)
Lineage: Eukaryota; Metazoa; Mollusca; Gastropoda; Aplysiida; Aplysiidae
Product: ubiquinol-cytochrome-c reductase complex assembly factor 1
Exons: 9
Coding region: 86-931 (281 amino acids)
Biological process (GO): mitochondrial respiratory chain complex III assembly
Cellular component (GO): mitochondrion
Source: RefSeq, a predicted model, not a curated record